UCGAAUCCUGGUUCCACCCCGGGUCCCGAGGUGACAGCGAGCCCCAUUUCUUGGAGCCCCAUGUCCUGAGGGCCCAAGCUCUCUCACUGAGUCCCACCCUGCUCUGAGGUUCCCCGACAGCUCCCCCCGGAUGUGGUCCUGUUAUCUGCCCUGCCAGGCCACUGUCCUGGCCUCCGUCCAGCUGCGGGGUGGAGACACAGGCCCUGGAGCCACAGCGAGGCCACGGCUGAAUCUGGAGCUUGGGGUGGGGGUGCCUGGGCCUCAGGAAGGUUGCAUCCAGCCUCAGAGUUGUGGGCUCUGUGCUGACUUGAGUUGCCCUGCCCUGUCCCAGCUGCCCUCUUUGCAGCUGUGGGGUCUCGGGGUAAUGACUUUGCUCCUCGGUUUGCAAAUCUGUAUAACAGGCAUCAGAACAAUAGUACUUGCCUCCUGGGGUGAUGGUGAAGGCGAUCGCUUAACCAGGCUAUGAUCAAUGGUGUGGUCCAGGGGGUGAGCUCCCAGUCACAGGAGGAAACCAAACAGGUGGCAACUUGGGGAAAGAUUUUUGCCUGAAGUGCCAUCCAUGGAGCCUGCCCCACUCCGACCUCAGACAGGGCUGAGGCUCAUCAGCCUAUUUGCUUCGUGAUCAAGAUGUAACAGCCUUUCUGGCCGGGGCAAAAAACUUAAGGCUGGGGACUCUUUACAUAUGUAUAGAUUUUGGCCCCUUCCGGGCUGCCUGCCCGCUCUAGCUGGCUCCCAGGUGAAGAGGCUCUCGGCCUCCAAGCGGAAGCAACACUUCAUCAACCAGGCUGUGCGGAACUCAGACCUCGUGCCCAAGGCCAAGGGACGGAAGAGCCUCCAGCGCCUGGAGAACACCCAGUACCUCCUGACCUUGCUGGAGACAGACGGAGGCACACCUGGCCUGGAGGAUGGGGACCUGGCGCCCCCUGCAGCACCCAGCAUCUUUGCAGAGGCCUGCAGCAACGAGACCUAUGUCGAGGUCUGGAACGACUUCAUGAACCGCUCUGGGGAGGAGCAGGAGCGGGUUCUCCGCUACCUGGAGAAUGAGGGCAAGAGCAAGGCGCGCAGGAGGGGGCCUGCCCGCGGGGAAGACCGGCGGAGAGAGGACCCGGCCUACACGCCCCGCGAGUGCUUCCAGCGUAUCAGCCGGCGUCUACGAGCCGUUCUCAAGCGGAGCCGUAUUCCCAUGGAAACGCUGGAGACCUGGGAGGAGCGGCUGCUGAGGUUCUUCUCUGUGUCCCCCCAGGCCGUGUACACGGCCAUGCUGGACAACAGCUUUGAGAGGCUCCUGCUUCACGCCAUCUGCCAGUACAUGGACCUCAUCUCAGCCAGUGGUGACCUGGAGGGCAAGCGGCAGAUGAAGGUCAGCAAUCGGCACCUGGACUUCCUGCCUCCGGGGCUGCUCCUGUCCGCGUACCUGGAGCAGCGUAGCUGAUGGCGGCCCUGCCCCCGGCCCCGCCUCCCCAGUGCCAAGACCUCCCGUACCGUCGCUAAAAUAUCUUUAUUAUUUUUAGAAUUUUCCUUUGGAAACGUGCUCUCCCCCUUGGGGUGGCUCCCGCACCCCACCCCUUCCCCGCCCAGCUUUCCGGGUUAAAGCUGGCGGCUGGGCUGCCCCGCACGAGCACAAUCCGCUCUACUCCCACCCCGGGGCUUAGACUCGGGAGGAGACACCCGGCCUGGUCACUUCCCUGUCCCUUCCUGGGUCAGCGUUUUUGGCCCCGUGUGAAGCUUAAGCAAGGAGGGAGAGGCUGGGUUUUUAUCAUUUUUAAUGAAUUUGGUGUGAUUUGUUGUAGAUUUUUAAAUUUCCCUUUUGAGAAAAAAACCCAAAAACUCGCCCCAAGUGAUAAAUUAGGGGGCUUCAUUCCAGUCCCUGCUUGACCCUCUCCCAGUUUUGGCUUGGGUGGAGGGUCCCCUUGCCCUGGGAGCAUUACGUUUUGUGUGUGUGUGCGCGUGCGCGUGUGCAUGUGUGUGCCCCGCAACCCAGGAUGGAAGCUGCGUCUUAAAGGCUGGUGUCACCCUCUUUUUGGAAUGUGUGUUGCUCUCCCCGCUCCCCUUUGGUGGCUGUUAGGGCCCCGUCUGCUCUACACACCCCGCUCCCUUCAUACUGAGGAUCUGGGACUUCCAGCCAGAAGCCUCCACCCUCAGACUGUCCUGUUCCUCUCUCCAUGUCCCCUUGCCCCUGCCCCCAGCCUGGCUCUGGGGUGUCCUCGUGCUGGUCACCCCGGCCUGGCACAGGAAGCAGGGCUGGAGGCUGCACCCCUGCCCUGCACCCCCGUGUGUGUGGCUAGUUGUGCUUUGGGAAAAGUGGAGCGUUCAAUAAAUUUCUGGUGCUCUGGUC
Molecule: messenger RNA, 2335 nt
Organism: Balaenoptera musculus (blue whale)
Lineage: Eukaryota; Metazoa; Chordata; Mammalia; Artiodactyla; Balaenopteridae
Gene: R3HDM4
Product: R3H domain containing 4
Exons: 9
Coding region: 683-1432 (249 amino acids)
Molecular function (GO): nucleic acid binding
Source: RefSeq, a predicted model, not a curated record